UAGAAAUAAUUUUGGAAUUAUUGAAGAAAAACGCGUUGUUAUUGUCAGUGAAUUAAAUGUCGACGAAAACAGGAAGGCCGUCAUCCCCUCGACGGUUCUUCGCUCGUAUCUAUGGUCAUUUAGAAUCGACGAAAAAAGUGAACGACGAAGUGGAAGAUUCAUCAAAGGAAACGAUAGCGAGAGAAGAAAAUCAAACGCAAGAUCCUGAAAGAUUGAGAAUACCACAAGAGGAUGCAAGAGUAUCCGAAAAGGAUUCUCGAUUGCCAACUUUAGGAAUUCCCUUUUUAUCUCACACAUUUUUUCCUGGUGCCCCUAAUCACACGUUGCACCUGACGCAACUCGCACAUCCUUCUGUACUUCCGCCGCAUCUUCAUGGCUUAACGAAUCAUCCGGCGACGGAUCAUCAUUUACAAGGAUUCUCUGCCUUCCUUGCACGUCGUAGAAGAAAAGAAGGCCGACCAAGAAGACAGAGGACAACAUUUAGCGGGGAACAAACUUUGCGUUUGGAAAUAGAAUAUCGGAGAGGUGAAUACAUAUCAAGAGGUCGAAGAUUCGAACUGGCAGAGUCUUUGAGAUUGACGGAAACACAGAUCAAAAUAUGGUUUCAAAAUCGUCGAGCUAAAGACAAGAGAAUUGAGAAGGCACAACUAGAUCAACAGUAUCGAAACUUCGCAGUUUCCAGUGGCUUCGUUAACUUGCCCAUUUAUGGUAGCGGUAAUUUCUGCAGGCUGUGUCUUUAUAAAGACGCCUUUGGAUCAUCCGCAGGACAUUCAUGUGCAUCCACACACGUUACUGCCAUAAGUUCAUCGAUAGACCAACCUCAAUGCAGCAGCAGUAGUGGAAGCGAAAUGUCUGAUAAUCCUUCUACUGUCACAUCACCAAUUUAAAUAAAAGAUCGAUCCUUCGUUUAGUAUAGAAAGGUCUAAUAUACACGGGGCUUGCUAUAGUUGGGGAACAAUUUAUGCACGAGGUAAACACAACGCGAUAAAACGAUUCAUUCAGAUUUAUCUAUUAUAUUAUCCUCGAGAUUCAAUUUAAACAAUGAUUCAAUAAUCAAUCGCGUUUAUAACUAUAUCAAUUCUAUUAUCGUGUAUGAAAUAUUCGUAAUAUGUAUAAUCUUCGAGGUACAUUUAUUUAAAUAAUCGAUAAACUCGAUCAUUCAACAAACCAAAGAAUACGAACCU
Molecule: messenger RNA, 1184 nt
Organism: Polistes dominula (European paper wasp)
Lineage: Eukaryota; Metazoa; Arthropoda; Insecta; Hymenoptera; Vespidae
Product: homeobox protein rough
Biological process (GO): regulation of DNA-templated transcription
Molecular function (GO): DNA binding; DNA-binding transcription factor activity, RNA polymerase II-specific
Source: RefSeq, a predicted model, not a curated record